Messenger RNA from Capsaspora owczarzaki ATCC 30864, 3702 nucleotides. Its product is annotated as histidine acid phosphatase domain containing 2A. Gene Ontology annotation, molecular function: metal ion binding; ATP binding; diphosphoinositol pentakisphosphate kinase activity. The record is from RefSeq and is a predicted model, not a curated record. Gene Ontology annotation, biological process: inositol phosphate biosynthetic process; inositol metabolic process. The transcript is spliced from 9 exons. Bases 207 to 3533 code for a protein of 1108 amino acids. Lineage: Eukaryota; Filasterea; Ministeriida; Capsasporidae.
UUUCAUUUUUGUUUAGUGGCUGAACACAGUCACCAGUCAAAGAGUCAGUCACAAAUAGCGUGAUCGCAGCCAGAUUGAAGCAAGUUUUUUCCCCCCCUUUGACUGAAGCUCAGCAGCCUUCAGUCUUCACGACUCUACUCCUCCGUCCGCCUGCGCACUCUUCGUCCGAGCCGUGCAACACCAACACGCGUUUUACUCUUGCUGCCAUGGAUGCAAGCCAGCGCAUCACCAUCGGCCUCUGCGCCAUGGAGAAGAAGACCAAGUCCAAGCCGAUGCGCAUGAUCAUGGAGCGCCUGCGCGUCUGCGGCGACUUUGAUCUCAUUGCCUUUGAUGACAACACCAUUCUCAAUGUGCCUGUGGACCAAUGGCCCAUCUGCAACUGCUUGGUGGCCUUCUUUUCAACGGGAUUCCCGCUCCACAAGGCGAUGGAAUACGCCGAGCUGCGUCGUCCGUUCAUGCUGAACGAGCUCGAACCGCAAAUAGGUUUGCUCGAUCGUCGAUCGGUCUACGAAACGCUCAUCGACAACGGCAUCCCGGUGCCACGUCACGCAGUUCUUGAGCAAGACAAGAUUGAAGAAGAGUUGGACGAGCAUGAGGAUUACAUUGAGAUUCGUGGAAUGCGCUUCAACAAGCCGUUCGUCGAAAAGCCCGUCAGUGGCGAAGAUCACAACAUUUGCAUUUACUACCCGCGAAAUGCAGGCGGAGGCAGCCAGCGUCUCUUUAGAAAAGUGGGCGACCGAAGCUCCCAAUUCUACCCGGAUGUGAACACAGUUCGCCGCAAUGGCUCCUACAUUUACGAGGAUUUUCUUGCGACCGAGGGCACGGAUGUCAAGGUCUACACUGUUGGUCCGAUGUACGCUCACGCCGAGGCUCGCAAGUCGCCUGUGGUUGAUGGCAAGGUCUUGCGCGACGCGGACGGCAAGGAGAUUCGCUUCCCGAUCAUGCUGACUCCAGAAGAAAAGGACAUGGCGCGCAAAGUGUGCAGCGCGUUCCGCCAGAUGGUCUGCGGAUUUGAUCUCUUGCGCACUGGCGGCCGCUCGUUUGUGUGCGACGUGAACGGCUGGAGCUUUGUCAAGAGCUCUUCCAAGUAUUACGACGAUUGUGCCGCGGUUUUGCGCGAUCUGAUUCUGCUGAACAUGGCACCGAGUCGGCUGAACAUUAAUCGGCUGCCGCGCGGUGGCCACCGCACGCUGUCCAUUCCCGAGUCGUCGCUCACCGAAAGCGACAAGGCAUACCUUGCUGGGCUGGAUCUGGAGGGAGGCGAGGACUCUGGCACCACGACGCCUCCCCUCGUCGGCAGCAGCGCCAUCUCGUCCCCGGCUCAUGGCGGCAGUGGAACGACCACGCCUGGCGCCAUUGGAUCGGGCACCCCUUCGACAUCGCGCCGCGAGCUCGACCCGCUGACGGGCUCCGGCUCGAUCUGUGGCACGAGCGCCGAAGAGCUGCGCUGCGUGAUUGCCGUCAUCCGGCAUGGCGACCGCACUCCCAAGCAAAAGCUCAAAAUGCUCGUCACCAACGACAAGUUUUUGCACUUUUUCGCAAAGUACAGCGACGACAACAAGACAGAGCUCAAGCUCAAGACGGCCGUUCAGCUGCAAGAGCUGCUGGAUGUUACGCGUUCGCUUUUGCAGCAGCACUCUGGCGACGACGACUCUGACAUUGAAGAGCGCUUUGACAAGCUCGUGCAGAUGAAGGCGGUGCUCGAGAAGGGCGGCCACUUUUCUGGCAUCAACCGCAAGGUCCAGCUCAAGCCUUUGCGCUGGGUCAAGCGCUCCAAGCGCACCAAUGCUGGCGCCGAGUUCAGCGACGCACAAGAAGCGUCGACCGAGUCUGUUGCCGAGGCUCUGCUCAUUCUGAAAUGGGGCGGCGAACUUACGCACGCAGGCCGCGUCCAAGCGGAGAUGCUUGGUCACACAUUCCGCGAAGAUUUGUAUCCGGGCGAAGGUAGCGGCCUGCUCCGCCUCCACGCCACCUACCGUCAUGACUUGAAGAUUUACUCCUCGGACGAAGGCCGUGUCCAGGUGACGGCGGCUGCGUUCACCAAGGGCUUGCUCGAGCUUGAGGGUGAGCUCACACCCAUUCUCAUCUCGCUUGUUCGCAAGGACAAGGCAGCCAUCAAGCUGCUCGAUGACGCAUCUGGCGCGAACGAGGACGUUGCAGAAGUCAAGCAGAACAUUCACGCACAAAUGUCGAUCGACAAGCGCUUUGAUCGCGAGAUGAUUGAACAGGCUGUUCCCACAUUGUCGCAGUCCAUGGUGCGCUCGCUGCAGCUUGUUCGCAAUCCGCGUCAAAUGUGCCUGCGCAUUCACCGCCUGAUCCAGGCCGUCACCGAUCAGCUGCGCGACUUGAUUGCCGCGGCAACUCCCGAGGAGCGAAGCGGCAUUGACUCGCUCUGCAACGGAGAGACGUUGUCCUUGAUGCACAAGCGCUGGGAGAAGCUGCUGCGCGACUUUUUCAACAAAAAGAAGGCCAAGUUCGACUUGAGCAAGAUUCCCGACAUUUACGAUUGUGCCAAGUACGACGUGCUGCACAAUCGCCAUCUGAGCAUCAAGAACAUGCGAGAGCUGUACAUUUGCACCAAAGCAAUGGCCGAUUUCGUCAUUCCGAGCGAAUACGGCAUGACCUGGGAAGAGAAGGUGCGGAUAGGCAGCAGCAUUUGCGCCAACUUGUGCUCCAAGAUCCUGGCCGAUCUUGGCAUCGCAAGCACUCCGCCAGAGGUGCCUGCGGCAGCUUCAGUGGCUCCCGUUGUGUGUGGCGGUUUGUCCGUCCCCAUUGGGGCAGACGUACCUGCACCGCCAAACCCGCCCGUCGCUCCGACUCCCCCUUCUUCUCGUCCCCUCGGCGCACCCGCUGCUGUUUCCUCGGGCCCGUCCACUGGCUCGCCGUCAUCCGGGUCCAGCACCGGCGCUUCUUCUGGAACGGACGCGUCCGUCGACGGCGUUGGGGCUCCUCCCCCGCCAACCCCGCCGCUGCUGCGAGGAUUGCAGUCCCAGACGAGCAUGAUGGCUGGUGGCAGCAGCAUUUCCACGCCCACGAGCAUGACCGCUGCAGCACAAUCCGUGUCCUUCUUCCCCACCGAAACCGUGCAUCGUCUCAACUCGAGGUAUGUGACCAACAUCAAGACCCCCGAGCGCCAGGUCCGUUCUCGUUUGUACUUUACGUCCGAGUCGCACAUGCAUUCGUUGCUGAAUGUGCUGCGGUUUUCGAGCAUGCGGCACAGCGAGGAGUGGCGCGAUAGCAUGACCAAGCUGAGCGCAACUUCGGAGCUGGAUUACCUGACUCACAUCGUGUUUCGUCUCUACGAGCGCUUUGAUGUCGAUCCUUCCCUUCCAGACCGUUUCCGCAUCGAGCUCAUGUUCAGUCCGGGUGCGGUCAAGGUCACCGAGGCGCCGGACGACACGCACGUUGUUCCUGUUGCGCCAACCAUGACCCUCAACUCGUCCAUCACCCUGCAAGAGAUGGAAGAAGUGCUGGCGAGCGCAACUCGUCAACACUGGGAGAACAAGGAAGCCGAGCAGCCAGCUACUGUUUGAGCGGCGAGUGGUCUUUGUUUGUGUGAAGUGUGUGUGUGUGUGCGUGGUCUUUUUUUGUAGUGUAAUUGUGUGGAUUGAACGUAAAGGACAAAGUUGUAUUGCAACAAGCUGUUGCACACCGCGGACAAGCGUGCGCCGUCCCGUCGUCUUCUACUACUGCAAAAUUGUA